Messenger RNA from Argentina anserina (silverweed cinquefoil), 613 nucleotides. RefSeq names its product transcription elongation factor 1 homolog. The transcript is spliced from 5 exons. Gene Ontology annotation, cellular component: transcription elongation factor complex. Gene Ontology annotation, molecular function: RNA polymerase II complex binding. The record is from RefSeq and is a predicted model, not a curated record. The coding region runs from base 70 to 336 and encodes 88 amino acids. NCBI's taxonomy places the organism in Eukaryota, Viridiplantae, Streptophyta, Magnoliopsida, Rosales, Rosaceae. Gene Ontology annotation, biological process: transcription elongation by RNA polymerase II.
GCACAACUAUAAUUCCCCCAAAGCCAAAAUCAGAAGCGCGCGUUGGUCUCACUACGAAAUUUGUUGAAAAUGGGCAAGCGAAAGGCGAAGGCAAAGCCGGCGCCUAAGAAGCGGAUGGAUAAGCUGGAUACUGUUUUCACUUGCCCCUUUUGCAACCAUGGUGACAGCGUCGAGUGCCGCAUUGACAUGAAGAACUUGAUUGGUGAAGCUAUAUGCAACAUUUGUCAAGAGAGCUUCAGCACAACCAUCACAGCUUUGACUGAAGCCAUAGACAUAUAUAGUGAAUGGAUAGACGAGUGCGAGCGUGUCAACACUGUUGAUGAUGAUGGUGCUUAAGAAGCUGAGGUUCAAGUUCAUUCAGCUUGUUGUAGGGGGAAGGAGAGAGGCUGGAAAGCUCUGUUCUUGAGUCAAUAAAGAGCAACUGGCCAGACCUUCAAGUGGUGGUUGUAAAAUGUAAACGCAGUAGUUUUGGAACCAACAUUUGUAGCCAUUUAUAAUCACCAAUUUACCAUGUUGUAUCAUUAGGUUUGUGAUGUAUGUAUUAUUGUAUUUGUGUAACCUAGUCUGAAUUUUAUGAUCUUGCUUAUAUAGUAAAAUAAACGCUCGACUAAGA